Molecule: messenger RNA, 3950 nt
Organism: Trematomus bernacchii (emerald rockcod)
Lineage: Eukaryota; Metazoa; Chordata; Actinopteri; Perciformes; Nototheniidae
Gene: aldh16a1
Product: aldehyde dehydrogenase 16 family, member A1
Molecular function (GO): oxidoreductase activity, acting on the aldehyde or oxo group of donors, NAD or NADP as acceptor
Source: RefSeq, a predicted model, not a curated record
CCCUCCUCCUGUCACAUGUCCUCCAGACUCGGCUCUUCUUUGUAGCAGGUUCUGAACAAGCUUCAGAGUGAAAGAAAGACCCUGAACUUCUCACAGGACACACGGAGCUCUCUUAGAUCUGCUGUUGUUAUGGCUGGAAGCACCAAGAAUACUGUGCACGAGAUCUUUCACAGCAUGGAGUCCGGACCGGAGGGUGCCUCCAGUACUAACACUGCACAGGCCUGGUUGGACCAUCACUCUCGUUCUCUGGGUCUCUUCAUCGAUGGGAAGUUAGUGGUUCCAGCAGAUAGACCGAGCCGCUCGCUGACGGACUGUAAAGGUGCUCCGCUGUGCAGUGUAAUGGUUGCAGGUGAUGAAGAUGUCUCAGUUUGUUCUUCCUCCUCUGUGAUCGGCUUUAAAUCCUGGAGUGAGCUGAGCUGCUCCCAGAGAGCCAAAGUGAUGCUCAGGAUGGUGGGGGUGCUCGGGCAGCAUGCAGUGUGUGUGUCGGAGGUGUGUGAUGUGUGUGAGGCCGCCUGCCCCCCCCCCCUCCUCAUCAGACUCCUGCAGUUCUACAGCAGCUGGGCUCAGCUCCGAGACGCUCUGAUGCCCAGCUGGACCCCCCUGGGUGUGGUGUUGGUGGUCGUCUCUGAUGACUGCUCCCUUUAUAAACUGAUGAUCAAAGUCCUGCCAGCCCUCGCCAUGGGUAACUCAGUGAUCGUGGUGCCGGGUCUUAGCUCCGCCCCUCCUGCGCUCCUAUUGGCUGAGCUGUUCUCGGCGGCUGGACUUCCUGCCGGCGCUCUGAAUGUGUUAACAGGAAGUGACACGUCAUUUGGAGCCAAAGUGGCGGCGAAUCAGAACAUCAGCUACGUCACGUUCAGCGGAAACAAGCAGGACGGUGUUCUGCUCUGUGAAGCGACGGCAGGUCUCGGCGUCUCCGUCUCCGUCUCCUCGCUCCUCGGAGCUCGAUGUCCGUUCAUCGUCUUCGAGUCGGCCGACAUCGACAGCGCCGUCGACGCCAUCGUCCAGAACGUCUUCACCAAGAGGAGAGAGGUGCACUGGGUGCUGUGUGUGCAGGAAAGCGUUCAGGAGCGUCUGGCGUCUCGACUCAGACUCAGGAUGUCUGGGAUGAAGAGUCUGAGUCUGAGGAGUGAAGAGGAGCGGAGACUGGUGGAGGCUGCAGUUCAGGAGGCAGAGCAGCAGGGGGCCACGUUGCUUCAGUCCUGCUCGCCCCCCUCCUCCGGAGCCCAGUACCCCCCCACGGUGAUCUUAGGCUCCGCCCCCUCCUCCCCCUGCGUGGUCGCCCCCCCGCCCGGACCCCUGCUGCCCCUCCUCACCUUCAGGAGCAACUCUGAGGCCGUGACGCUGGCAAACCACAGUCCUCACGGUCUGGCGGCAUCCAUCUGGACUGAAGAACUCACUCUGGCUCUGGAGACAGCGAAGAGUGUGUGUGUGGGCUCGGUGUGUGUGAACUCCGUCUCUCUCUCAGACCCCUCCCUCCCCGUCUCUCCCCACAAAGAGAGCGGCUCCUGCACGGACGGAGGUCAAGAGGGUCUGUACCAGUUCCUUCGUCCCUCCUCCUCUUCCUCCCCCCCUCUCCCCCGCUGCUCCCCCCUCUCUAUGGAUUACUCUCAGUUUGGAUCUGCAGCCCCCCCCACCACCAUCAUCCCUGCAGAGUCUGCCAGUACCCCUAAAUCCCUCCCUCAGUUAGUGGGGGGGAAACAGUGUAAGUCGGUGUCAGGCUGCAGUUUGAAGGUUCAGGCAGCAGAUGGCGCUGUUUUGGCGUUUUGUCCUGAAGGAGGACGGAAAGACGUCCGAAACGCUGUGGAGGCUGCAGUCAAAGUCCAGCCAGGCUGGAAGAAAAAGAGUGCGUCUACACGCGCUCAGUCGCUCUUUUCUCUGGCUAAAGGCCUGGAGGCGAAGAGGCGGGACUUAAGUGUGUCAAUCAACACUCAGACCGGCCUCUCAUUGGACAAGGCCGACGAGGAGGUGGAGCUUAGCAUCGCCAGGCUCAAUGAUUGGGCGGCUUACUGCGACAAACUGCAAGGAGGAACUCCAUCUCUCCCCCUCUCUGGCUCUGCUCUCUCCCUCCCUGAGGCUUUGGGAGUAGUGGGAGUCGUCCUCCCCGAUGAGAACCCUCUCCUCUCUAUGGUCACUCUGCUCGGAGCAGCUAUCUCUUUUGGAAACGCUGUCAUCUUGAUCCCCAGUGAGAAGAAUCCACUUCCUGCCCUGACUUUCAUUCAGGUGCUCCAGGCUUCAGAUCUUCCUGCAGGAUUAGUGAAUAUCAUCACUGGUUAUAAAGAUCAGCUGACGGUCGCUCUGGCCAAUCACAGCGUCAUUAAGGCCAUCUGGUACUGGGGCAGCGCUGAGGGAUGUCAGUUCCUCCAGCACUCCUGCAGCUCUCCUCUGAAAACACUGCUGCUCUCCAUCCAGCAGAAAGGGGGAGAAAGGGGGAGAGACUGGACUCACCCCUCCAUCCUGGAGGAGAUGGGGAGGAACGCCGUGCAGUGGAAGAGCAUCUGGAUCCCCACGGCAUGAGGGGGAGAGAGGGGGAGAUAACAGCUGUUAAAGGGGGAGAGAGGGGGAGAUAACAGCUGUUAAAGGGGGAGAGAGGGGGAGAUAACAGCUGUUAAAGGGGGAGAAAGAGGGAGAUAUCUGUGGAGAAAGAGGGAGAUAUCUGCUGAUUAAAGGGGGAGAUAUCUGCUGAUUAAAGGGGGAGAUAUCUGCUGAUUAAAGGGGGAGAUAUCUGCUGAUUAAAGGGGGAGAAAGAGUGAGAUAUCUGCUGAUUAAAGGGGGAGAUAUCUGCUGAUUUAAAGGGGGAGAAAGAGUGAGAUAUCUGCUGAUGAAAGCAGGAGAUAUCUGCUGAUUUAAAGGGGGAGAAAAAGGGAGAUAUCUGCUGUUAAAGGGGAAGAAAGAGUGAGAUAUCUGCUGAUUAAAGGGGGAGAUAUCUGCUGAUUAAAGGGGGAGAUAUCUUUAUAAUGAAAGGAUCCGUUUUAAUUGAAAGAGAAUUGGUACCAAACAAGAAUUGAAUGUCAAAAUGUCUUAGUAUUUGUUUUUAAAUGACCUUUUAUUUCACUGUUUUUCCACAAUUUCUUGUUUAACUUUUUGUGGAAACGAGCUAUUCUUCAGAUCAGAAGUUAGCCAUCUAUGAUACCUGAAGAAAUGUGAGAAAGAGAAACGUCAACCGGACAAAAAUAGAGCAAAAUCAAGUGAGUGAGCAGAAUGAGAAAUAAAGAGAUUACAUAUAUUAACGUCUUAAAUAUUAAAGACUAAAAUGAAGCACUUAAAACAGACUGACUUUACUGAAAACUUCAAAAAACGUACUUUCAUGAAGGCCACAUGUGAUGAAGUUUAUUCCUCUAAUAUGUCAGAAUAAACUACAUUACCUGCGUCCUUUAUAAUGACUAUUCUGUCAAUUAAAUGUAAUAAUACGCUUAAUUUUUGGUGUGUUUUGCAGUAUUUAGACGAUAAUGAAGGAUGAUUCACAGAUAAUAUGAGUUUGUAGGAGCGAGUCACGGUUAGAUCAGGUGUUUUGGAAGGAAUUGUUGAUCAUAAAUAGCAAAAAACUAGCAAACAUCUAUUGUUAGAGUUAACUCAGUGACCUUAUGUGCCAAAUAUAUAAAGUAUAGGUUGAGAAAACACCACAAUAACAUGACAAAAUGGCUAAAGAGAGAGAUGCUAUUCCUGUAGCAUGAACACAGGAUGACUUUCUACCUCUAGAUUUUGCUAUAUGUUGUGUUUCUGUGUUGGUCCCUGAAGGCACCAUCUCCUGCUCCAAUGGGAUUUCAGAGGUAGAAUAAAAUGUCUUAUUUUUCUUGAAUACAUUCCUUUUAUAAACCUGAAACCUAGUCUGCCUUAUGACUCAGCAUUAAACGAUCAAUGUUGUGACCAUGAAAUCAAAAUGUACUGUUUAUGUUUAUUACUGAACAAUAAUGCAAACCUUUAAAGCCAUUAAAAACACAUUCCCUCUGAAA